This is a messenger RNA of Cimex lectularius (bed bug), 1010 nucleotides long. RefSeq names its product trypsin-like. The transcript has a single exon. Gene Ontology annotation, molecular function: serine-type endopeptidase activity. Bases 51 to 947 code for a protein of 298 amino acids. NCBI's taxonomy places the organism in Eukaryota, Metazoa, Arthropoda, Insecta, Hemiptera, Cimicidae. Gene Ontology annotation, biological process: proteolysis. The record is from RefSeq and is a predicted model, not a curated record.
AAAACCAUCCAUAUGACUUGCAGAAAAAAAAUGAGCGAAAGAAUGUUAACAUGCUGUUUUAUUUGUUAAUUUCAGUUUUUAGCGUGGCUCUUGCGUCUGAGAGCGAGAAAGUAUUUGGUGGAAGAUAUGCGAAAGUAGGAGAGUUUCCUUUCGUCGUAUAUAUCAAUGGGAAAAUAUUUUGUGCCGGUUCUUUAGUGACCUUUGCUAAAGUAGUGACCGCUGCCCAUUGCUUGACGGUAGGCGGACAAGACAGGAGUGAUAUCAAUGAAGUAUAUGUCCUAGGAGGUACCGUCAAUUUGAAGAACUUCAAUGAAGGAUUCGAAGAAAGGAAAAUAAAUAGCAUAUUGUUGACUGGUGAAUAUAGACCCAGAUCUCGAUUCGGCGGUAAAAUCGACAGUCACGAUAUCGGCUUGGCGUUACUGGAUUAUCCAUUCUAUUCGGGGAAAAAUUUGCAAGUCAUGAAUCUAGUUUCUUGGAAUGCUGCAGAAUUCAAACAUAGUUGGGACGAAAUAGUCGCGAAGAAAACGAUUUGCUAUGCCAUGGGCUGGGGAAUGACGGCAUAUCGUUUGAACAAUUUUGGAACAGAUGUCGUUGCGACUAAACCUUCUCCUAUUUUGAAAGUAAUCCAAGUAAUGCCUGCGGAUAAUGAAUCUUGUUCUAUGUUGUUUCCACGAAAAGAAGAUAUGACGAUGUACGGGGAAAUCUGCGUUUACUCAGUUAAAAAUUCCGAGACGAUCUGCAACGGGGAUUCCGGAGGUCCGUUGGUCUGCGAUGGACGGCCUUAUGCACUACUCAACCACGGUCCGAGAUGUGGCAUUACCUGGUAUCCACAGGGUUAUCUUCUCUACUGGAACUACUUGGACUUCUUAACGCUUAUUGGUACUCGUCUGAUAAUACCGAAAUGGCUGUUUCUAUUAUCUUUUUUCUUGCUAAGUAAUUACUUAUAACAUUCUUACAAUAAAAAUGAUUUGUUACACAUGAUUUUCACUAAUGUAUGGUUACUUAAAACC